UUGAAAAAAUAUUAGAAAACUUACUCCUUAUUGAGUCCCUGUUCUUCUCAAUUCAAUCUUUAAAUCUCGACUAUAAAAGCCAACAGAUUUUUGCUACCCACAACCACACCCAAUUAACUCACGCUGCUUGCAUUGGUCGCUGUCUCUAACCUGCUUGGCUCUUGGCACACUUGGCUUUGCUCGUCACGACGUUAUCUUCCAAGGUAGUUUUUGUUGCUUUUUUAUCUUGGUCGUUCAUCUUCAUCAAUUACUUUUUUGCUUUUCAGUCAUCUGUAUACCUUCCUGCGCUUAUCUCAUUUCCGGAGCUCUCAACAGAUUCUUCAGGAAUGCCGCCGCAGCUCGUCGAGUUAUCGCCAGGGAUGAAAGUUGCGGAGAAAUGGACAAUCAUCAAAAAGCUUGGUGCCGGUGCAUUUGGAGCUGUCUACCACUGUAAAUUCGGCUUGAGGGAAGGGGCUCUCAAAACUGAGCCAGUCGAUGCGUCAAUGCCGCUACUAGCAAUGGAGGCCCAUGUUCUUCAAGAACUGCACCGCAUAAAGGACGACCGUCACUUCACUAAGUGCUUCGACAUCGGCAGGGACAGUCAGACCAUUGGACCUGCUGGAAAGGUGUCCUUCAACUAUAUCGUGAUGUCGCUGGUUGGCCCAGGACUGGACAAACUCGUCAAAGCUCGGCCUGGUCGACGCUUCUCUCCUGGUACAGCGAUCGGCGUCUCAAUUCAGAUGGUCAACGCGCUACGGGCUCUUCAUGGCAUUGGAUAUCUCCACCGGGAUAUCAAGCCGGCAAACACGACUACCGGAAGGAAGGAAGAGGGAGAACAGCAGAUAAUCUACGUGCUUGAUUUUGGGAUCGCGAGAAAGUUCAUGCACUCAGAUGGGUCGUUGAUGCGUCCAAGGGAGUCUGCACGUUUCCGAGGGACUCCACGUUAUGCGGCUACUUCAGCACACAUCAAAAGAGAAUACGCACGUAAGGAUGACAUGGAAUCCUGGUUCUACAUGAUGGUCGAAAUCUAUGCUGGCAAACUUCCUUGGAGCGGUGUCGGCGACAUGGAUGCGAUUGGUCAGUUCAAAGAAGCUCGACUCCCGAACAAUCAACUGAAGGUGCGAACUGAUGCUGUGCGUGCCCUCGUCGCUGGUUGCCCUGAUGAAUUCAUCACUAUCCUGAGGCAUAUAGAUGAGAUGCGUUUCUACGGUCGUCCAGACUACAACUGGAUAAUGAAGAUGCUGCGCGCAUAUCUCACCGAGAACAGGAUCCCUGAGCAUCCAUAUGACUGGGAAUGA
Meloidogyne enterolobii is the source of this 1277-nucleotide messenger RNA. The record is from the annotation of a GenBank genome assembly. NCBI's taxonomy places the organism in Eukaryota, Metazoa, Nematoda, Chromadorea, Rhabditida, Meloidogynidae.